AAGAGCCAGACGCCACUGAGAACCGAACACCGAAAGACGCAGCGGGAAGGUCAAGUCGACACAAUCUGGGAUUGACCACAAAGUGUGCCUGUAAACAUUUAGGAUAAAUUAUAGCAAGCAAAAGCGGAUGCUAGGAUAUUCCUAUGCUUUAACGAGGCAUGGAGAAACAACAGGCGGAUUCUUUGCAGAAAUCGCCUGUACCUAAGCCCGUCACAUCUACAGAUACUGAAAUUAAUGGACAAAGUACCCAAGUUCUUACUAAUGGUUCUCAUCUAGACAAAAGCCCAGAAUCUACCGAGAAGUUACCUUCAGCCACAUAUCAAGACGGAAUACCGUGUAAAGAAUCCUUUGUUGAUAAGAAGCCCAUAGAAAGUGCCGAUUUAGAUGAGAAAACAAAAACUGAAGUUAAAAAAUCAAUAGAUGGAGAAGAGGUACCUCACGCAAUCAUAUCAGUAGACAUCCAGAAAAGUAUGCCUUAUGAAAAACAUGCAGUUCCUCAGGAAGUGGGAAAAGAUUCCAAAGGGGAUGUACCACCUGAAGUAUUGGCUUCUGUAGUUACAACCGCUGUAGUUAAUGAAGCUGCAUUGACUGUCAGCGGUACAGACGCUAGUAUAAUCAAUGGUACUAAAAUAGUGAGUGAUUCAAGUAAAGUUGAUGCAGUAGUUGAACAAGAGCUAAGCAAAAUGAGUGAUUUAAAGACUGAUAAUAUUGAACUUCAAAACGGAGAAGAAAGUUCCAAACCCAUACUAAACGGCGAUAUUGACCAUUCUCCUCUUAGCGAAGAUACUACUGCAGAAACGGCAUCACAUUUAACUGAAACAUCAACAUCUUCGAAAGAGGAAAUCAAAGCGACGAAAGAGGUAAGUGAUAAGAAGGACACCACACAUCCAAUUAAAUUAGAAUCCGAAUUACCGAAACAAAGCAUAUCAGAAACUAGUAGUAAAUUAGAAGAUACAAGUGUUGAAAAAAGGCAAUCUAUAGAUGGUGGGCAAGUUAAUGGAGUGCCAGGGAUUAUUACCGUAGAAUCCAUUACUAAACGAGAAUCUACUGAAAUUUUCCGUGGAGAAGAAAUAGGUUCAGUUACAGAUGCUGAUAAGCAAAAAUACAACAUUGAGACAAUGACUUCAAAUUCAGUUACUUUAUCUGAAGAUUUAGAAAACGUUAAAGGAGUGCCAGGAAACGUAAAAGAAACAGACGCCAAUAAAAAUGAGCCAGAGAGCUCUGAGAAGUUAUCAAAGCCAGAUGAAAUGAAAUCAGACAAAGAAACCAAAGUAGAACUUCCAAGCAUAGAACACAAAGUCGCCGACGAUAAUUUAACAGACAGCGCGAAACUGUUGCGCGAAAAUUUAACUGAUAGCGCAAAACUCAAAACAGAAAUAACUGAAAAACCGAAAAUUGAGCCAUUAGUUAAAUCCGAAAGUGAAAUAAUUAUGGAGGUGCAUAAAACCAAAAUCGUUGACGCCGCCGUAGAUAAAUCAAAAGAAGAAACGCCUCAAAAAUCCAAAGCAGAAAAUAUAGAACAACAAGACAAAAAAGAAGAAGAUAGCUCCAAAUCUAAAGAUCAAGUUAAAAAGGAUGAUACGCUCUAUGCGGCAAAACUUGAUGAAGGCAAAAUUGAAGAAAAAGGCGCGAAAGAAAGCAAAGACCUUGAGCAAAAAAGUGAAGUAAUAAGUGAAAAAGACAGUAAAGAAAGCAGUUCAGCUACUGAAGUUGAGACUUCCACAUUUCUUGAAAAGAAAGAAAUAGACCAAAAAGACAUUACCUCAGAUGAAGCUUCACCAAAAAUAUCUCCACUUCCUGAUGAAUCCAUCAAAACAAAAGAAAUCUGUGAUAUACAGACUACGAAAUCACCUUCUCUAAGUCCUAAGAAAACUAAAACAGAAGAAGGAAUUUCACCGUUUAUAACAUCUGUACCCAUCUCAGAAGAAGGCAGUAAAUCGGAAGGUGUUGCAUCCGAGCCACAAACCGAGAAAUCUAUAGCUGAAGAAAUGGCUGAAUCAAACAAAACUUCUGAAACCGUCUGUGAUAUGUCAUUGAUGAUGACGUCACAAAUUCUAACACCAGAGCUUCUCAGUGCCGAAGAAGAUACAGAAUCUAUCGAGAAAACUAAGGAAGUGUCUGAAACACUCAUUUCGGGAGAAACCAGAAAAGAUGACACACGAGAGAAGUCUCUAGAGAAAUCUGACGUUACAGAACUACAAAGAGAGGAGAGCUGUCGAAUAUCAGCCGCGAGAUAUUCACCAGAGACAUGUGACGUAGCAGUGGGGCUGGAUGAACACAGAAUGAUUCGAGUAGCAGCUGGAGAUGGAGGAGAAGAAGAGGUUGACGGCCAGCAAGCAAGUGCGGAAGUCGAGCUAACAGAUGAAGCCUUACAAUCCCAUACUGAUGAAGAUGCAGGGAGUGAAAACAUCAUGGGAAAUGGAGCAGCCAGCCCCUCAAGUGGAACACCCUCUAGUGAUAGAGUGGCUUCAUCAGCUAAAAUAUCAGCCACGCCUUCGAGUAAGCCAUCUUCUGGCAUCAGCCAAAAAGACGAUGAAUCUCAAAAAGAUGAAGACAGUAAACCAGCAUCGGCAGUAUCCCGGUCUUCCAUACCAGACCCUAUUAUAUAUGAGCCUCCAGAAAGACGAAAAUCGGCUACCUCGACUACCAGCGAAGACAAAAAGGAUCUUGACGCUGAUAAGUCCCAAAACGACGAACAAGAAUCGGAAAAAUCAGCAGAAAGAAAGGCUGAGGAAGAGCGCACCGAAGAAACUUCAGCUGAAGAAUCAGAUAAGAAAGAGGAAGUGAAGAUCAUAGAUAAUAAAUCUGAAACUACAAAAGAAGUGGCUGAUUCUAAAGCAGAAGAGAAAGUGUCAAUCACUACAGGAGACGAAGAGAAAGAAAAAGAGGAGAAAGACCUGGAUAUUAAUAAAGAAGUGGAAAAGGAAGAUGAAAGCAAAAAGGCGAUAGAAACUGAAAAGGUAACGGAAGAGAAAACAGAAAAGGGUGUUGAAGAUGAAAAAGAAAAAGAAACAAUCGAAUCUAAAAGAGAAGUUCCAGAAACUGAAAAAGAAUCGGAUGGGGAAAAGGCUAAAGGUGUUGAUAACAUUAAAGCACCAACUGAAAAAACUUCAGAAGCAGCGAAAGAAACAGCUGAUUCUCAGCCGGCUGAAAUUUCAGGAUCACAAUCUCCGACACCAUCAGUAAAAGAAGAUGAUAAAUCUGACAAAGCAAGCGAAAAGAGAGAUGAAGCUUUGGAUAAACAUUCUGAAGAAUCGAGCAAAGAAAAGCCUGAUGAGGAAACCAAAUCUGAAGAAAGCAUAGCUGAAAAAGAAAAGGAAGUCAGUGCCGAAAAGUCCGAAGAAGAAGGUAAACUCGAAAGCUUAGAAAAGCAAGAUAAACCAGAAAGUUCAGAAAAAGAAGACAAAGCCGAGGGCCUUGAUAAAGAAGCAAGACCCGAAGUUUCUCAAAUGGAAGACAAAGCCGAAAUUUCACAAAAAGAGGAAAAGGCCGAAAUUUCUAAAGAGGAGACAGAAAUUACUAAAAAAGAAGCUGAUUCCGAAAUUUCUGAAAAAGAAGUUGAUAAGACCAACCUUCCCGGAAAAGAGGAUAAAGCUGAAAUUUCUGAGAAAGAGAGAGAGUCCCAAACUUCUGAAAAGGAAGAUAAGGCUGAAGUUCCGGAAAAAGAAGACGAAGCUGAAAUUUCUGAGAAAGAGAAAGAAGCUGAAAUUUCGACUGAUGAAAAAGAAACUUCCGAGAAGGAAGACAGACCUACAACACCUGAAAAGGAUUCAGCGGAACCUGAAGCCAAAACGACGGUAACGGAGGUACUAGAAGAACCGAAAACCUUAGUUCAAGAAGAAUCAAAAGUUGAUGAGACAUCUGAAAAAGAGGCGGGUAAGUCUGAGGAAAAAGAAGAGGACGACACAGAAAAAGAGACCACACCAGACGAAGAGGUUAAAAAGGAGGACAAAGAAGAAGACCAGGAGAAAAUUGCCGCAGAAAAUGAAGUGAAAAAAGAAGCGGAAACAACAGUGAUUGAAGAAGCGGAAACCGUGAAAAUUGAAGAAACGGAAGAGGCAGCUGAGAAACCUGAGGAAGAAGAAGAAAAACCAUCAGCAAGUAUCACAGAGGAAGCAAAAUCAUCAGAAGUCGGAGCAGAGAAAGAAGAACCUGCAGAAGAAGAAAAAACUGCAGAAGAUGCAGAAGAGGCAAGAAAAUCUGAAGAGAGCGAAGGAGAAGCUGAAAAAGGAGAAUCAGAAGCCGAGGAGGAAAAGAAAGAUGAAGAAAAGAAAGAGCCUGAGCAAGAGGAUGAAGAAGAAAAACAAGAUGAAGGCAAAGAACAUGAAGAAAAGCCAGAAUCGCCACCCAAAUCUCCAACCAAGAGAAUGAGAUCACCUGACAAAGCUGGAAGAAGAGGAUCUCUGCCUCAGCUUCGCCUCGUGCCCAAAGGUAGCGGCGGAUGGGGAGUUAAGGGGUUGCCGCCAGUUGGACGAAUAUCGCCAAUGGAAGGUGUUUCUCCAAUUUCAUCUCCUCCAAAGCCACUGAAGACUCCACCAUCACCGCAGAAACCUCAAAAAUCUACAUCCCCGAAGAAGAAAAAUGGUAUGCUGUCUCCUGUCAAAGUACCCAAGACUCCAGGAUCAGACACAAGGAAACUCCCACCUAUCAAAGCACCGGUAGGCUUGGCGCCAAAUCCAAAUCUCAAAAAUAUCCGAUCGAAGAUAGGAUCAUUUGAUAAUAUCAGAUAUAAACCAGGAGGUGGAGAUAAGAAGGUGAUUAGCAAAAAGUUGGAGUGGAAAGCAACACCUAAAAUAGGAUCCUUAGACCAUUCCUUCAAAAGUGGAGAAAGAAAACACGGGAAAAGCCAUUCUAAAGGAGAUUUAAAGGACGGAAAGUUAGCUGAUGGCCAGAGUCCCUUACCAUCUGGCGAUGAAGGUGAAACAGAAGGAGCAACAGCUGUUGCCGAAACUCUCAUCAAACCAGAUGGAUCCGGAUCAACGGAAAUGCCAGCCGCCAUAACCGCUGAAUCUUAAGGAUGUAUCACCCACAUUAAUUUCUAAUUUAAUUAAACUAAUCGGUACAGAUAAUUAAUUCAAAAUGUUGUUCUUAUCUUGGUAUAAAAUGUCUUAGGUCUUUAAACAAAAACAAAAGUCGUGUUUCAUUGGACUGUGGCUGCGCUUGUGUUCUCUUUCUGCUACCAGUUCUAAACAUGCAGAUUUUAAUAGCUUCACGAGAAUCAAUGUUUCUGGUUUUUCUGGAAUUUGUUUGGCUUUUAUUAAACUUACCGACUACACAAAUCCUAUUCUAGUUCAUUUUUUCAAAGAGCAUAUCGUUCAUUAUGAAGUAUAUUUAACUAUACGGAUUAAAUUUUUUAGAAAUUCUUUAAUAGAUGUUAUUUAAAUUUUCAAGAAGUUUAAAAUUAUUUAAAUUUUGUUAACUAUGUAUUUACUCAAAUAAAUGUCUUGUGCUGAGAACUUGUGAUAAAUAUAAUGGCAAAACAUUCUACAAAACAGAAUAUGGAAAAUGACGUAAUGAAAACAGUUCCACAAGUUUUCUUUAAAGUAACUCACUGAUCUCUGGAAAGCGCUUUUAAGUACUGAAAACUGAUUUUUUGUGGUAUUUAAACAGCGUUUUAAAUUAAAACAUAAACGAUAAAUUCUACAUGAAUUAAAAGAAUAACCUAUAAAAUUUGAAACAAUUGUGCUACUUGAAUGGCUUCUCAGAACUAUAUAGGCGCAGAUUUGGGUAUAAUAGCAUGCUACAAGUUUAUAUUCCUAAACGAUAGCUAUAUUUCAAUACAAAUAUGCUACCAUCAUAAUUAUAACCAUUCAAUUGUUUAAAGAAUUUCUCAAAUUUUAACUCAUUUUUAUAUAAUUACUUUAAAUCCGUAUCCUCUCAUUUUGAUUAAUUGACAGCAAGAAUAAAUACAAAACAACUACCUACUUUCAUUACUUGGCAAAGUAUUAUUAUUAUAAAUUACCUAGUUGCUCUGACGCUUCUGAUUACAUACUUUAUGACCAUUCCAUAUUUUAACAAGCAGAGAAAAUAUUUAGGCUGGAACCAUUAAAACUGUUCUAACAGCAGAUUAAUAUUCUUAAAACGUUCUUUGUCCUUUGUGUUUUUAAUUCGCCAAAAAAAUAUUCCAUAGACAUCAGAAACUGUGAUUAUUGAGCUGCAUAAUAUAUAUUUAGACGUUGAGGCAUCUGUGGUUCAAUUUUAAAUUUUUAUUGUCAACUCUUUUUGAAUUCAUUCCCUUCCUCGCUUACUUAUUAUCGUUAUAUCCGCACGUAAUAGCAUUAAACAAUGAAUAUGGACUGGUUUUUUACACACAAAUGCUCUGCGAGAUGCCAUAUAAUUUGACAUUUACUGCUGUUUGUGGUGUGGUCGUGAGCGAGGUCUCAUUAAUGGAAUAUUUUUCUUUUACUUAAUUUAUAUUUUUAUUUUUGUUUGUGAGUUCUCUCUUUAAUAUUUUUAAUAUGUUUUAAUGUCUUAGUUAUGUUGUAAUAGGUAAUUCUGAUACGUUACUUUAUUUUCACAUAACUAAAAUUAUAAUGAAAAUCUGAACUCAUUAUAAUAGAUAGUGGAUCUCAAAUUAAAACUAAAUGUUUGAAAAUGAUGAAAUAUAACUGUUGUUUAUAAAUAAUAAACUAUUUAAAUUUUCUUAAUAUUUGAAUUCGUUUGUAUUUUGAAAGGAAUAACUUCGGUGUGUAUGUCUGAUGCAAUUAUAAAUAUGUACAAUUAUUAUAAUAAUUAAUUAUAAUUGAUUAUUAUUAUAAUUGGUAAUAAUAAUUGAUAAUUAAUUUUUCCCCAAAAAUUUUUCUUUACUUGUUCUUAGUUUUGUUUAUGUGCUUCAGAAAAUUUCGCCUAAGCGUACAACUUAAAUGCACUGUUUUCUAGGGAAGCAUCUGCGCACUUAACAUUCACGUUUUACGUCUGCAAGAGCAAUUAAGAGCUUAAAUGUAAUUGUAUUAUUUUCUUAAAUAAUUGCCUAAAUUCUUAGAGUGUCUUCUCUUAGUAUCACAAUAUUAAUUAAUGGAAUAAUUUACUUACAGUAAUUCACAUUUCUUUUAAACAUUUUUGGUACAUUAAUUCCUAACUGAUAUUUCUCACUCGAAAUUUUCAAAGAAUGUGAUUUUAUUAAUCAAAAUGUUAUUUAAAAUUCGCUCUUUGUUAUUUUCAUUAUGUGAAUAUUAAAUAAUCGGGCUAUAAGAUAUAUAAUGUCAUCUGUAUAAUUGUACAUUGUAAAAUUAGAAUCUUUGUAGUGUUGCAAAUGUUAUUGAAGUUCCUAUUUCUAUUCGAAGAACUAUAUCUUGAAAAUUAUUGUAGAAUCUUCAUGCUAAAACAACUACUGCAUGAAUUUUAUUUUAGAAAAAUUUAAAAUGUGUGAUACAUACUUUACCACCGAAAAUCAAAACUUUCAUUAAAAAUUAUUACCUAUCUUCAAAGUAUUAAGUGUUUUACUUCAUCAUUGCGUACACUUUCACAACAUUCAUUUAUGUCGAUACUCUCUCUUAUCACACACGCGUCCACCAAAUUUUGUAAAUAUUCGCUUCAAUUAAUGCAAAUUGAAUUCAAAAUAUUCAUAUUUGUACCCGAAAUUUUCAACAGCUUCGGUAGAUUAAAACGAGCCUAUUCUAGCUCCGAGGGGCAAAUGUGCCUUUUUAAAUUCCUUACCGAUCACAGAUCAUGAGGUGCUUUCGAAAAUUACUUAUCUCUACUAUUAAUGCCCCAGUUAUGUAAAUAUGCUCCUAAAGUUACUUCUGUAUUUAUAUGAAUUUCAAUUUGAAUGGAGAUUUUCCAAAAAAAUUUUUUGUUUGAGUUAAAUGACUUAGUGACAUAGUUUGCUAAGUAAUAUUGAAGAAUCGUAUGUGUAAAGUCAAGCUAAGUCUUCUUCCUAGUUGAGCUUCCCAUUUUCUUUUCUCUCGUAUCUCCCGUCAUAUAAAAUGAAAAAAUCCUUCUAGAAAAUUACACACUGUCUUAUGUAAAUAGCUUUAUAUAUUUCCUGUAAAAAUUAUCUCUUUUUUAUACUUUAAAUGUUUUCUCUUUCUUUUUUUCAUUUAAUGAAAUAAUAUUUCACAUAUAUUUUGUCUCUCUUCACAUCUAAUUUAAGAUUUAUGAUGUGAUGCUGGGUAAUAAAAGAUUUUUAAUGCUUUAAGUAUGCAAAAAAUUAAACUUUAUUUAAUAAGAUUCUGACACAUUUUUGUUGCAUGAUGAAAUAAAUAUUCAUCAUUAGAUUUGCUAAUAAUACGUAAAGUAAGUAGCAGAUAAACUUAAAAGCAAUUUAGAAUAAACGAGUUCUGAAUUACUUGCGUAACUUUUUCUAUUUUUAAAUCAAUAUAAUGACUUUUUCUUUUCAAAAUAUAAAUGCUCGGAUAAUUUUUAAUUGAAUUAUACUUAGCAUUCAGUGAUAAAAAAUUGGAAAGUGUUUUUAUGUUCAUUGUUUUUAAUUUUAAAAUUUUGCUUGCCCUAUAUGCCUACCUUCAAUAGCAGUUGUUAAACAUUUUUAUAAGUUACAAACGAACUUCUAAAAAAAUUUAUACGCACAUGUAUGAGAAUGGCGCAUGUUUAAAUUGAUAUGAUUUUCUAAUACAGUAAACUUUUAAGGAAUUUUACUGUGAUAUAAAUAAAGGUUACAUUAUUAACAUAAGUUCUUUUAACUUUUUUAAUUUUUUAAAUAUGGACAUACAGUUAAAUCCAUUAUUUUUACCUGCUCUUGCAAAUUUGAAACAUUUGCUACUUUUUAUACUUUAAUUUUGGGACUUUAUUCAAAACCUCCCAAUAUAAUUCUGGUAUUUUACAUCUUUAAAAUGGUAAUUUUUAAAUAAAAUAAUUUAAUACUAAAAGAACGUAAAAUUAUGUUACAGCUGUUGAAGAAAUAUUUUCUUGCAAUUACGUGAGAAUAAUUUACAGAAAAUCUGAUGUAGAAGUAUCCUUCUGGGUGGCAAUAACAUUUAGUAAAAGAAUACUGCAUUGAUAUUUUAAUUAAAUUUUAAUCUUCAGUGUUUUCAAUCUUCUUCAUUUUCUCCUAUUCUUUUAAAUACGAUAUUAUGCCUUUCAAACCAAGAAUGAAACAAAACAAAUUUUACUUCUACGUAAAAUAUUUGUUUUCUUUCUACGCAUAUGUAUUAAGUAACGCUUUUACAAUGGAUAUUCAUAGGAACCAAGAACUUCUAAUAAUGUUUAAAUUUAUUAUAAGUAUUUUUUUUUAUCUUUGAAGAGCCUUUUGAGACACCUCUUCGCCAUGAAGUGCUUUCAAAUUUAAAAUAGGUUUAUUCAAUUAGAGGAAGUUUAAACGUAUGUUUUUCAAUGUUAAAAAAUGCUUAAGAAUGUUAAACAAGAAUUCUCGCAAUGUAAAAAAUGGAUAAAUGCUGAAACUAGACUACGCGACAUAAUAUUUCCAGUGUGUUUCGCCUAAAUAAGUUUUACAAUUUUUGGAGCAUUGAGGACAUGAAUUAGGCUACUGUAUGUGUAUUAAUCUAGUCGCUUUGUUAAAUUUUGACAGAACUAGUCAUAGAUAUGACGAAGUUGUGCUUGACGAUUUAAGAAAAAGAGAAUACUUCGUCACAUAGUUAUUGAUGGCCUGUGAUAUAUAAAUAUUACAUAUAUAUUAUACAUAUAUAUAUUUAUUAAGUUUCCUUUGAGUUACACUGAAUUUCUGCUGCUUCCUUUCAUAACUGUGUUCCAUGGAUUGCAUAGUUACUUCUAGCUUUUGCAGCCCUACAUAGUCCAUUUCUCUCCGUUCACUGUGACAGCAGAAAAUUAGCUCACUAUUUAUUCUAUUUUAUCUUUAUCAUCUUUUUCCUUGCGUUAAAACUUUCUAAAUACAAUUUAGUACAGCUGUACCAAUUUUAAUCAUUUUUCUGCAAGUCAACAUUCUUACGAACUGUCAGUGUUGGGCAUAAUCGAGCAAUUUUCGCAGAUGGCUAAAUUAACUUUAUUAUGCCCUUUUUUCGAUACCGUAUUAAAUAAGCAUAUUUACUCUUAAGUUUCUACCUAUUUGAAUUUCUAAACUGUAGUGAAUAUUUAAUUAUUUCCAUUGCAAAUUAUGUAGGUCUAUUUAAGUGUGUUAUAAACUUAUUAAUGGUGGAAAUAAUCGAAGAGUUUAAAGAAAAUUCCUGAAUAUUUUCAGUAAAUGUUGCUAUUUUUCUCAUUUUUCAGACAUGAAAUUCAAUUGUAAUUUUUCUCUAUUGUCAGUAUUAAUCGAUAUUCUGGUGGAAUUAUGGAAUUAUUGUCAUGUGUUUUCAUGUGUUUGCAUUUUUAUUCAGCUGUAUUAUCGCUCAGCGCCUCUAAGCUGAGAAGUUGCAUUAUUUCUUAAAUUCUUUAUAUCUAUUUCAUACUUACUUUAUUACAAUCAAAAACAAAACUUUAUUCUACAGAAAAAGAGCCGUAUGUCUUGUAUCAUCUUUAAAAUUAAUAUUUCAUCAAAAUAUUUCUAUUGCCUAUAAACUCAUACUGUUAGUAUAAUAUGAAAAUUAUUCUCAAGUUGUAUUACUUUGUUAGCUUAACAUUUGGGUUAAAUGCUCACCAUAUUAAAAUUUUUCAGGUAUUCUAAAAGUCUGUAUUGAUAAAGUAUUUAAAAUUCAUAAUAAAGCUUUCGAAAAACCUUUUAUUUAUAAAAUAUACAGCAGAUGUGAUCUUAAUAUAAUAAGAGUAGUUACAAUAAAAAAAUUUAAUUUUCUAAUAGAGCAAAUUUCAUAAUCGUUGGUGUAAGGAGAUUAUAUGUCAUUGCAAUGAAAUCAUAGACACUGAUCGCGACACUGAAAUACUUCUAAUUAAAAAUAAUUCUAAUUAAAAUUUUAUUUCCUGCCUCUGUGUUUAGGUAUUUGAAAUCAAGCUUACCUGUUUCUUAAAAUAUAUUAAAAUAUUUAUCACGCUUAAAAUAUAUUAAAAUAUUUAUCACGCCGGGCCAAUUAAGAAUAUCAAAAAUUUAGGAACACAUGUAUCAUGCUAAAAAAGCACCAAGUAGCAUGGAUAUAUAAAAUAUCACUUAAUAUAUACAUUUUGCCUGUGCAUAGCUUGCUUUUUCAACAGUGCUAUUCUUGAUGUUUCACUUCUCAUUUUUCACGCUUGCAUAUUUCAUUCUCUCUUCGGUCAAAAUUAAUCACUUUAUACGGUAAUGCCUGUGCAAACUUCCAUCAUCGUGAGAAUCCAUCGUGAGUACUAAUCCAUCAUUGUGAGAAUAAGGCUGUGUGUAAUCGUUGCAUUCUUGAAUGGUUUUCAACUACACUUUCAGGUAUUCAUCAGAGAAUAAUUCUGAAUGAUUAUGGAUAUUUUUGGCUAUUUUGUUCGAUUAUGCUUAUCACUUCGGCUUGAUACAGAGCUCGAGAUAAUUCGUAGCUGUUAAUAUCCUCAAUUAUUGGUUUUGUAUCUGGCGUCUUGAUGUUGGCUUUGCUUUGAGUACAUAAAUAUGUGGUUCCAAACUUUAUUUAUUGUAUAAAUAUUAGAAAUGUGUAAGUGGGGUUGUCAGAAGGUUAUUGCGAGACCAUCAUUUUUACUAGUUAGUGGUGAUAAAUAAAAAUGAUAACUAUGCCUUUUGAAUACUAUGUUUUAUUUUAACACCUUAACCGUCACAUUUCUUAUCAGUUAUGCCUUAUAAUUUAUCUAUCUCUACAUGUAAUAAAAUUAAAUUACUAAAAUUACAUAUUUUUAUAUAAAUCCAUUAAUCAGAUAGAAAACUUUUGCUUAACUAAAACUUUCAGCUUCGUAGGAAAAUUAUAUACGUAUAACUCAUUAAUUGUAUUAUCAAGAUUAUUUAUUGCAUAGAACAAUUAGGAUUUUUUCAAACGUUGUUUAUUUAUUUUUUGAGUUUCAGAAAUGAAUACAUAUCAGAAACAUAUCUGCUGCUAUUUUAAGCUACGUAGCAAUGAAAUAUAUUUUAAAUUAGCAUUUAAAAAAGUACUUAAGUUACAUUUGAUUAUAAAAGAAACAAAAACUUACAUUGAACAUCGUAGGAAAUAAUUUUUGGUACCUAAACUUCUUUUCUAUUUAUGUGCUCGAUUUGUAACUUCAUCAUGUUUAUGGAUUUCUUUAACAAGAUAUUUUACUAAAAUAAAUGUAUCUUGCGUAUGUAUACAUUGUACUUUUGUGCAUAUUCAUAAACCUAUUGUUGAUUUUUGAACACUCAGUUAUUGAAAUUCAUAUAUUACUUACACACGUUCUUAAUUUAUCUUUGAUAUGCUAACUUAUGUAAUUUCUAUGAGCAAGGUAUUCUCAAAUUUACAUAUCAUUUAAACCAGAAAAUUUUUCCUUUAACUCUUAUUUACGUUUUAUGUUGCUGUCAUUUGUACUUUACUUCAUUGGUCUGUUUGCAAUCAUAUUAUUCUAAUUCUUUAUAUGAUUUUAUAGAUGAAGUGUCUAAUAAAAUUUGUAUCAGCACGCUACAUUCUGUCUAUAAACAGAUUCCUCAUUAAAUUUAAUUAUUAACGAAAUAAAAAAUAUGUGUAUUAACUUUUUAUUGAUUUAAAGAAAUAUUUCUUUAUUUGUAUAAGUUUCCAGUAGUCAAGUCAUAAAAAUUUUCUUAUUUUCUGAGAUAAUUACCUCUAUAAUAUCUCUUCUGUUUACAUUUUACUACAUAAUAGCCUUUAAUUAUAAUUUUUGUUGCGCUGGCUGCUGGUAAGCUGGAAUAAAGCGAAAGUUUUGUAGAAAUAAAUAAUAAAAAUUUAGAAAAAUGAUGUA
Messenger RNA from Stegodyphus dumicola, 12657 nucleotides. RefSeq lists its product as uncharacterized. The record is from RefSeq and is a predicted model, not a curated record. NCBI's taxonomy places the organism in Eukaryota, Metazoa, Arthropoda, Arachnida, Araneae, Eresidae. Gene Ontology annotation, cellular component: neuron projection. Gene Ontology annotation, molecular function: microtubule binding. Gene Ontology annotation, biological process: microtubule cytoskeleton organization; neuron projection development.